Molecule: messenger RNA, 782 nt
Organism: Ananas comosus (pineapple)
Lineage: Eukaryota; Viridiplantae; Streptophyta; Magnoliopsida; Poales; Bromeliaceae
Product: ubiquitin-conjugating enzyme E2 variant 1C-like
Exons: 4
Coding region: 107-550 (147 amino acids)
Biological process (GO): protein K63-linked ubiquitination; DNA damage tolerance
Cellular component (GO): nucleus
Source: RefSeq, a predicted model, not a curated record
UAGCAUCGAUCGAAGUAGAACUGUAGCAGCAGCAGCAGCAGCAGCAGCUUCGUGAGAGCGCGAGGGGGAGAGGGAGAGAGAGAGAGAGAGAGAGAGAUCGAUCGCGAUGACGCUGGGGAGUUCGGGUGGAUCGAGCGUCGUCGUUCCUCGGAACUUUAGGCUGCUAGAAGAACUUGAGCGUGGAGAAAAGGGGAUUGGAGAUGGGACUGUUAGCUAUGGAAUGGAUGAUGCAGAUGACAUCUUAAUGCGUUCUUGGACAGGCACAAUAAUUGGCCCACACAAUACUGUUCAUGAGGGCCGCAUUUAUCAGCUGAAGCUGUUCUGUGACAAGGACUAUCCUGACAAACCACCAAGCGUUCGGUUUCACUCUCGAAUCAAUAUGACUUGCGUCACCCCUGAUACAGGAGUGGUUGACCCAAAGAAGUUUGGCUUAUUGGCAAAUUGGCAACGUUCGUACACAAUGGAGGAAAUUCUGACACAGCUUAAGAAAGAAAUGGCAGCUCCACACAACCGGAAAUUAGUCCAGCCUCCGGAAGGAACAUUCUUCUAGAUCGUUGAUUCUUGAUCUUUUGCAUCUCAAGAUGUGGGGCGUACUUGUGUAAGGGCUUACAAAACUCAAAUGCUUGUUAUUACAUUUUGCAUGGUAUAUUUGGCUGAUAGAAGUCUACAUAUGCACUGAUUGUAACUGCCCAUGACUGGUUACAGUGUCAUUAUGAAGAGUGAAAAGGUAUAUCAUCCUUAAAUUUGAAAUUUUGAUCAUGGUUAGGUUCUCCAUUGUUGAA